UCUACUUUAGAUAGCAACACAUUAUGGCUAUCUAGUGGCACUCGGUACAUCUUUUGCCACUGGCUAGAGAUGUACCGCUGCCGUUUUUCUUUAUGCACGUCUGCUGGUCGUUUUGCAUACACACUUCUUCCUAGGAGGCUGGGAUCUGCUGGUAUAGCAACGGCUUCUUCAGACCAAGAGUACCUAGAAAGAUGGAAGUUGCUUUACCAGUACACUAAACGGCUUGCUAGGAACAAGGUUGACCUCACGGGUACCAAGUGUGCUAUACUGCUCUUCAGUAUACACCAGGUUCUACUGGACCAGAGCGUGAUUCGCGGUUACUCAAAAGGGGACAGGGUGACUUAUUUAUGGGACCCUCGUACCCAUACAGGCAACGUAGUCAGUGAGUUACCAUCUUCUCUACGCCAUGGACCUGAUGUCGCUUUAAUAGACACCAAGGAAUUGAUACGUUACUUUCGUUUUAUGGCUAUCCUGAGGCCGUAUUAUACCUUAUCAUGUGUAAAAAAGGAUAUAUGUCUUGACCGGAGGCAUAUGGAUACACCAGAGGAGCGCCCUGUGGAGUUGAAACAACCUGGUUUACCAAAGGAUCAAGGGGACUUGUACUCUUCAGUGUUUACUAACUUGCUAGCUGAUAACACAUUACCCAGUCGUCCACAAUAUCGCACUAGUACAAAAUCGCAAAUCGGACCCCUGCGAAUAUCUUCGGAUGACAUUAUAGUCUAUCCCAGGCAGUUUACGGAGCCACUGUACAUUGACGUGGGAUUGGAGCCCUUGGACAACUGUAACCACGUUACUUCACAUGAUACUAUAUACUUAGUAGAAAAGUGCCUAGAGGAGCUACUGACCAUGUUAUUAGUUUUACUUCAGGACCAUAACACAGUGAGUGCACGAUGCGUGGUUCCCAUGUUUGUGGUCACGAUGCUAUAUGGCCCGAAGAUGCAAGUAAGGCACAAGGGGGGUAUAUUAGAGUCAUACAAGCAAUUUCACAGCGGGGUGUUGCACUCGGUCAUUGCCGAUAACGUCACGGACCUGUCCUACAGGAGCAUUGCAUACCUCAUGAACUCCUGUUUAAAUUUAAAUGACAUGAAACUACUUUGCCGUAUUGCUACCUCGAAAUUACAGGGGUCUGCAUAUAUCCCUCUAGAGUGGUUGGAGAACAUAUGCUAUGCAUGUUCUAGGGCUUACUAUGAUGCUGAUGACAUAUACCACGCUGCAUCUAAGCACAUAGCUAUUCAUGGUCAUGGCGGGAGUGCUGCCGCAUGCUUGAAUUUACUGUGGAGCUUUUCGCGCGUAGGCAAGGCUCAUAUGGUGGAAUCGAUUUUAGUCCCUCGCAUUUGCGAGUUCAGUGCAGGCGAGUUGCGCUCUCUUAGUCCUGGAUUGCGCCUUCGUGCUGCGGCAUCUCUGAAGGAGUACUUACCAGCUCACUUAAUGGCCACUCUUACUGCAGAUUGAAUACCAGU
Messenger RNA from Babesia bovis T2Bo, 1460 nucleotides. RefSeq lists its product as uncharacterized. The transcript is spliced from 2 exons. The coding region runs from base 70 to 1452 and encodes 460 amino acids. The record is from RefSeq and is a predicted model, not a curated record. NCBI's taxonomy places the organism in Eukaryota, Apicomplexa, Aconoidasida, Piroplasmida, Babesiidae.